CAAAGAAUCAACUCAAACCAGCAGUAACAUUCCUUGUCAGUUCUACUUUCAAUUCUGACAGCUAAUACCAUGACAGUGCCAAAUGAACAGUACUACAAGUGUUUUGGGUUGGCUUAAAAUCAUUUUCGAAAGAAAUACCAAUAUUGCAUAUUGUAUUUGUGAAUGAGAUGAUCUACAUUCCAUUAUGACUCGUUCUUUUUAUCGUGUUUUUACUUUUGUCAGUUAUAUUCUUAAUGAAUAGAUUUGGCAGAUUGAAGAAUAAUUUCAAAUCUUGCUAUUUUAACACACGAAUAAGAGAAUUGACGAAACAUUAUUUAUCAAACAGAACUCACUCUAUCAUAUUAGAGACAGUUUCUCUCUGAUUUUUCCGCCGCAUGUGCAUAGUGUCCCAUAAGGCGAAAUUUGUUUACGGCCUUGAACAACCAAUCUCAACCAGUCGGCAUUCACAGUACAGGUUGUAUUCAUUCAUCCUUUCAAAGGCUGAAUACAAAUGUAUUCUGAUGAUUUCCUUGAGUCACCCUCUCACCCGUCACGGUAACUCAUUUACUACUGAGUGGAUUGGAGCAACGUGAAAUGAAGUGUUCACAGUGCACAGCCAGUUCAGAAAUCGAAACCACCAUCGCGCGAUCGUGAGUGCAACACCCUAACCACCAGGCCACGUUCCUUCAUAUAUAUCAACAUAUCUCACGGUGGUGCUCCAGCAUGACCACAGCCACUUGGCUGAAACCCAUAAAUAAAUAAAUAUCGCCUUAGCUAUCUAAUCAGCCUCAUUACAAUUAUACAUUGUAUUUCUAGUCCAAGACACAAGUAUUGUGAAACUAUUCAGUGAGCAAUUUCGUGAAUCCAACUUAGAAUUACCAUGUCUUAAUGUUUAGGUUCAUGUUUUUAAGUAUUGGCUGUCAUUCUCAAUUUCGGUUGUUUUUUUUUGGGGGGGGUGCUUAUGAGCCCUUGGACUCAUAAGGCUGGUUACUCAGUUUAAAUGACUGAGAUCUCAGCACUUCUACUGAGCAAGACAUCUGAGUUCAAGGCCAGCAAUUUUAAAGGAAAGGUACAGAUUGAUUACAACAACCCCAGUAUUUAACCAAUACUUUAUUUUAUCAACCUCAGAAGGAUAAAAGAUUUUCCAAGCAAAUAAAUAACAAAUGUUUAUCAAGCAAGAUGACCGUACGACAAACUUCCAGUGAAAGCACUGUUUACAAAAAGACAUCAAAUGGCAAAUUCCACCUGGAUGAACUUUUUGUGAACCGUGUUCUUCAGUUUAGUUCACAGUAUGGAGCGGCUCAAAGUAUGUGUUACAUUGCCAAUAAUUUAGUUGGACCACCUGAAGUUUAUCCAAAACAUGGAGAUUUCACAUGCACGUGUGUGUUUCGCACAUAUGGACCUUGGUGGAAAAUGGCCCCUUCAGCCCCUAAAAGCUUUGGAAGAUUUUCUACACCUUACCCAAGUGAUGAUUUUGUUGAAAUCUUAUUUGAAAGGAUGGUGUACCCUAUUGGAUUCAAAGUUUAUGAAACAUAUAACCCUGGGGCAAUUGUAAAAGUAAUGGCUUGUGAUAGGUUAGCCGGUACCUGUGUUGACCAAGGUGAUACAAAGUGGAAUUGUGUCUGGUCAGGUCCUCCACAGAAAUGUUCAGAAAAAUGCAGAAUUUUUGAGAUAAGCUUCAAACCAAUUUCCUACCCAACUAAUUUAUUUCGCAUUGAAUUCCAUCACCAAAUGUUACAGUAUUAUACAGAGAUUGAUGCCAUACAAUUGAUAGGUUACAAACCAAAUCUUGAAAAUUAUAUUGUUUCCCAGAUUUCAUUUAGUACAGCCAUUACUUCACCUGCCGCCAUUCAAAGAGAUUCUUUCACUGAAAUGGAUGGAGGUUAUUUUAAACUAUUACCGCAGGAAAUACUAUUUUUCUUGUUGAGCUACCUUGAUCAAGUUUCUUUAUGUUUACUUUCACAAACUUGCAAGUAUCUUAGAGAUAGUACGUAUGAUGCUUUCCUCUGGACAAAAGUCAACUUAAAGCCAUAUUGGUACAAGGUGUCUGAUAAAACUUUGAAUAGUUUGGUUUCAAGAUGUAAAAAGUUGAAUAAAUUAGAUGUCUCAUGGUGUAAUGUAACAGAUUUAAGCCUGAAAGGACUUCUUGUUGCCUCUAACACCAACCUGAUAUGUUUGCGGUUAGCAUGCUGUGAUUUUAUAACUCUGACCUCUCUGCAAAUACUAGUUAAGGCCUGCCGAAAUUUGGAAGAAUUAGAUUUGCAAAAUUGUUCUGGAAUCAACUGCAAUGAAUUUGAGUAUAUUUGCCGACUUGAGCAACUUGAGAAUCUCAACUUAUAUAGUACGACUGUCACAAGUCCUGCUGUACUCCAAAUACUGAAGGGCUGUUUGAAGCUGAGAGUGCUGAACUUGGGUAGCUGUUUCAUGGUUGAAAACUAUGACAAAGUUGCUGAAUAUAUCGCAAAAUAUUCAAGAUGCAUUGAAUGUUUAGACUUUUGGCGAGCACGUUCCCUCAGUAGUAAUGGACUCUUUGCUAUAAUUAAUAACAACAAUAUGUCUCUUCAGGAAUUAGAUCUUGGAUGGGUUCGUUCCUUGCUGUCUGAAUCUGGUUGUUUUAUAGAAUUAGUCCGAAAAUGUCCAAAUCUCAAAAAACUAUUUUUAACAGCCAACAGGACUGUGUGUAAUGAAGAUUUGAUAAAUUUUGCUGAAUAUGGAUGUAAUUUGGAGCAGUUGGACAUCCUUGGUAUUUGGGAAGUGUCUGAAGACUGUGUAUAUAGGAUCCUACAGAACUGCCACAAACUACGUUUCUUGGAUGUUUCCUUCUGUGAUGAUAUCAAAGAAUCUUCUGUGAACUUUUGGCGCCAGGCAUUCCCUCAUGUUUCAAUCAAAAAAAGUUAUUCAACCAAUCAUUAGAUCUACAUAUUCUACAAUUGUUAUCUUUUAUUAAAUAAAGAAAAUUCAUCUGCCAUGACUUGGACCACCAUCCGGGAAAAGAAAAUGCUUUGACAGGUUUUUUUUUUUUUUGCUUUGAGAAAAUUUCUUGAAGAAUCCUUUCGAUAUUUUCCUAUGUUCAGUGUGGUAGUGAAGACUUGUUCUAUAAUCCAUUAUAACCAUUAGAAUCAUCUUCAAGCAAUAUGUGUAGGAAAUGUCAAUCUAGAAAAUACUUUUAUUGACAAGAGGAAUUGAACACAGCAUUGCACACAAGCCAAAUAUUCUUCAAUUUUCCAUUUCUGUAACUAGCAUAAAGUUUUGAAAUACACCUACCCUGUGUAGGUGCCUAUUUAUAGAGGUUGAGCUGUUGAGAAUUUCUCUCUGUUUCAACCAUUUCUACAGAGCAGCAAAAUUGUAACAGAAUAUGAACUACUGACAUCUACGGCUGGUGGUUUGGCAGUUUAUCAAGUCAGUUGUGUGUGUGUGUGGAUAUGGGAAGGAGGCAGGGAGGGAAAGAGGGAGAUGUGUGAGUGGGUGUAUGGGGAAGAGAGUGAAGGUGAGGGGAGACCGAGAUGAAGGGGGUAGAGUCUUUUAAACUACUCUUUCUCUGGCAACUAUCCUCUCAUCAUGCUUUUAAUCAUUAUGGGUUUGUUUAAGCGCAAUGAUCUUCAUCUUUGCACCAUAACAACUACCUUUUGUAUUUAUGUAUAGCCCAUAACUUGGUUCUGAAAGGGAAUGAAUAGAACGUGUGUGUGUGUGCUACACAUUAUUAUUAUUAUUAUUAUUGUUAUUAUUAUUAUUUGAAUCUGUCAUUAGAUCCAAGCCAUGGUUUCUUUUUACUAUUCAAAUAGAUAUCUACUGACUUCAGUGGGUGCAAACCCUUUGCAUAGAGAGAGAGAGCUAUUCAGAUUAAUAUUACUUCUGUUGGCAUAAAGCCAUAUGAGUCUAAUAUUAUAAUUAGAUAAAUAUGGCUUUACACACUUACCUUCAAAUGUAUAGUCAUCAUCAUGGGGUGUUAAAUCUGUAGUUUUUGACUGGAUCCAGUAGCCUUAGAACUUGUUGCUUUUACCAAAUCAACUCCAGUCAGUGGUACCAAAACAACAACUUUGCCAAUAUUAACACACAAACAUUAACAAGUUAAAAUUCACUCUCUUCGAGACACACGUCCAAUAAUGAAUCUAGCAUUGACCUCCCGGCAGCUGUUUAAGUGUCGAUGCCUCUUCAGAAUGUUAUUGUUCUUGACAUUCAAUAUUUUGUCAUCAAGUCCAAGGAAGCAGAGAGUGAGCUUUAAGAUAACUUUCAACCUACCACAGCAGCUUGCAUUAGAGAUUUAGAUUGCUUUAAGUUGGAAAUACAUUGGAAUAUGUAUACAAAAGAAAGUAUAUCUAGAGUUUUUCUCCUCCAGAGAAAGUUCCAUGAUGGCUUCUUUGAUUUCACCAAAUAUCUCUCAACCUAAGCUUCUUGAUUUUUCCUCAAUGGUAAAUCUUCAUUCACUAAUUUCUCAAUUCACCCAUUUGAUGUCCGUUUUUCCAUGCUGGCAUGGGUUGGACAGUUUCACAAGAAGCUGGCAAGCUGAAGAGCUACACCAGGCUCCAAUCUUCUGUACUGGAAUGGUCUCUAUGGCUGGAGACCCCCUUCUUAAUGCCAACCACUUUACAGAGUGAGGACUGGGUGCUUCUUAUGAGGCACCAGCACAGGUGCUUUUUUUGGUGAAUAUAAAUAACCACCAAUAAUAUACUUGGUUCAAUUAAAUCUCUUUAUUCCCUACCAAAAAUAACCUUGUGCCUUUAUUAAGAAUAACAAUAAUUUUUCAUAAAAAGACAGAAGACUUUUUUUUUUUUUCAUUAUUGUUUUCAAAUCUAACCAGAAGCAUUUUAACAUUUCUUAAGAACUGUUCCUAAUAAAACGUUUGUGACAAAAUGGC
Messenger RNA from Octopus bimaculoides (California two-spot octopus), 4834 nucleotides. Its product is annotated as F-box/LRR-repeat protein 4. The record is from RefSeq and is a predicted model, not a curated record. Gene Ontology annotation, cellular component: SCF ubiquitin ligase complex. Gene Ontology annotation, molecular function: protein binding. Lineage: Eukaryota; Metazoa; Mollusca; Cephalopoda; Octopoda; Octopodidae. Gene Ontology annotation, biological process: SCF-dependent proteasomal ubiquitin-dependent protein catabolic process.